This is a messenger RNA of Drosophila takahashii, 2994 nucleotides long. RefSeq names its product arouser (gene aru). NCBI's taxonomy places the organism in Eukaryota, Metazoa, Arthropoda, Insecta, Diptera, Drosophilidae. The record is from RefSeq and is a predicted model, not a curated record. Gene Ontology annotation, cellular component: plasma membrane. Gene Ontology annotation, biological process: regulation of Rho protein signal transduction; Rho protein signal transduction. Gene Ontology annotation, molecular function: actin binding.
UGAGCCAAGUUAGUACGAUUUGAGGUACCGACUGACAUGUAUAAACGCGCUUAGGAAGCGGAUGACGCUCGCGUGCGUUUGACAAAAGCAAAAAAAAGACGGUGACUGAAAAGCCACAACAACAACAACAAGCGAGUUGCGGGGUUAUUGUUAUUUGUACGUUUAUUUUCCACAAGCGACAAAAACAACAACAAAAGGAAAAAGAAAAACGGUUUGUGAGAAUCAAAAAGAACGGAGCGAAAGAAAGCCGUCUUAAAAAUAAAAAUCGAAGGGGAGCGAGAAAGCAUUACACCAAAGGCGACGGCUGCUAGAAAAGGACGCAGCGAACGGCGAAGACAGACGGAGUUUCAGGCGUCGAAAGAAGCCUGAUUGGGGAUCGGGCGACACCAUGGUGAACCACCAUUCGAAUGGAGGCGGCAGUGCCGGCAAUAGCAGUGGAAGCUUGAGAGGUGGCGGUGCCCAUGGAGGCGGCGGCGGAGGAGGAGACUAUUCCGGAGAUGAUCGCAGUGGAGGCGGCGAGGAGCGGGAGCGGAUGGAGAGCGACUUGCACGACAAGCCCACCUACCUGCUGGAACACCUGGCCACCUUCACGGUGAACAAGGAGUCGGGCAUUGUCUAUCCGGCGGACGGAAUGCGUCGCCUCCUGCAGCUGGAGAAGACCACUGGGAUUUGGUCGCAGAAGAUGCAGCUCUGUCUGGACUACCAGUGGGUGCUUAUCAUGGACUACGAAACGGGGAACAUCAUCGAAAGAUUCCCCGCCUCGUUGGUCCAGGAGCCCACCGCCUUCACCUCCAAUGACGCCAUGGAGCUGUACAACAACAUUCUGGUCUUUAUCGUGUCCGGAGGCGGAGGUUCCCGCUCCGAGAUGCACAUAUUCCAGUCACAAAGCGUGUCCGCCGUUCACCUGGUCGAGGACUUGAAGCAGCUGCGCAGCGGCAAGAUGAUCACGCAGCAGCGCGGUGCCACGCCCACACAGUCGGGAGGAGGAGGAGGAGGCGGAGGCGCCUCCAGCAUGGCCAUGAUGAUGAGCAAGACCUCCUCGUCGUCCUCGCACAGUCGCGUGGAGCUGCACCAGCAGCAGCACAGGGAGCAGCGAUCGGAGCGCGAAAGGGAGCGGGAUCGGGAUCGAGAUCGGGAGUCGAGAAACGAGAGCCACCACCACCAGAUGCACCAAAGGAGCAGCAUGGAGCAGUACGGAAUGCGAGCGGGCGUGGGUGUCGCCGAUGUGGAUGUGGCCCACAUUGGCGGGGAGACGGACUCGGAGCAUGGAGGGAUUGGAGGCGGUGGAGCUGGGGAACGCGAUGAGACCAGCUCCACGUCAAGCGAAAAGUACGAGCGGGAUGUGGCCGUGCUGAAUCACUGUUUCGACGACAUCGAGAAGUUCAUUGCCCGGCUGCAGCAUGCGGCUGCCGCUUCGCGGGAACUGGAGCGUCGCCGUCGCAAUCGAAAGUCCAAGAAGAGGGAUCCCGGCGAGGGGCUGCUCACGCUGCGGACACGACCGCCGCACGAGAAGGAGUUUGUGGACAUUUUCGCCAAGUUUAAGCUGUCGUUUAACCUGCUGGCCAAGCUGAAGGCGCACAUCCACGACCCGAAUGCCCCCGAGCUGGUGCACUUCCUCUUCACGCCGCUCGCACUGAUUGUGGAGGCCUCCAGCGACACCUACUACGAGUCGCAGCUGCCGGCGCGCGUGGUGAAUCCCCUGCUCACCCGGGAGGCCAUAAACCUGCUCAUUAACUGUGUGACCAGCAAGGAGACGGAGCUGUGGCGCUCCCUCGGGGAUGCCUGGGUUAUACCGCGGGAUCAGUGGAAGGACGACGUGGGCUCGUACCACCCGGUGUUCCUCGACGGCUGGUCACCGGACUACUUGAUCAACGAUGAGCUGGAACCGCCACCGAACUCCCCGCCCGCCCAUGUCAGCAGCAAGCGGCGACUGGAGGUCCAGGCGGGAUCGGGUCUGAAUGGAAGAGGUGGAUACGAUGACUACGACUCGGGGAACGGAAUGAACAUGGCCAUGGGCAUCGAGAAGUACACCAUCCACCAUGGCAACGAUCGGGAUCGCGGGGGAGCCAUCAGCGCCUCUGACUUUAAUACCCGCAGCGAGCUCUCCUUCGACUCGAUUGAGGGCAGGGGCGGUGGGGGCGGCGGAGGAGCAGCGGGGCAUGGUCAUAACCAUGCCCAUGGACCUGGAGCUGGACCCACCCUCAGCGCCAUCACAGCUGGUCUGCAGAAUCUCCACACGCGGGAAUCGCGCGGAGGCAAUGGUUACGGCGGUGGAGCAGGGCCAGGUCCCUCCUCUGAGUUGGGCGGCGGAAGGGGAGGUGGUGUUGGCGGUCCACCGAAUGUCAGCGACGACCAGAUGCUAGAGUCCUGGCUGGAGGAUUUGCAGGCGACGGGAGCGAAGAUAGUGCUGGUCACCUAUCCGCGCACCGCCAACAAUGACAAGGAACUCAGCGUGAUGCGAGGCGAAUAUUUGGAGAUCCUGGACGACACCCGAAAGUGGUGGAAGGCGCGCAAUAUGCGUGGCCAGGUGGCCCACGUGCCGCACACUAUUGUCACCCCCUUUAACUUUGGCGAUGGCGAUGGAGCCCAGUUCUACGGGCAACAACAGCAGUCGCAGCCGGGUCCUCCAAUCUCGGGCAGCAAAUCGCGCGGAGGGGAUAAUCCCGGCAUGGAGCAGCGAUCACCGGACCCCACCGACAUGAUGCGCAGCAAGCAUCUGGGCAAGAAGGGCGAGUUCCGCUACUUCUAGGAUCUAAGAUCUAUCCAAGAUCCAUCCAAACCAUAUACAUAUACACACACAUAUUCCGUAGUGAGAAUCUAGCAUUUUAGAGAGAGACACAUAAAUCAGCAGUCCCGUCUAGGAGGCUAAUCCUGAUCCGAUUAGCUCCGAUAACUAGAACUAACCUUAAGACUAACCUAAGUGAUCAAGACGACGACGAAGAAGAAGGGGAGGCGACGGCAAUAAUUUGUUUUAAUAAAAUUAUAUCCAAAGGA